Messenger RNA from Pterocles gutturalis (yellow-throated sandgrouse), 1801 nucleotides. RefSeq names its product Hermansky-Pudlak syndrome 5 protein-like. The record is from RefSeq and is a predicted model, not a curated record. The annotation marks the transcript as partial. Gene Ontology annotation, cellular component: cytoplasm. The transcript has 10 exons. Gene Ontology annotation, biological process: developmental pigmentation. Lineage: Eukaryota; Metazoa; Chordata; Aves; Pterocliformes; Pteroclidae.
UGUUUCCAGCUUUGUACGCAAAACUACUGAAAAGAUUGGCACACUUCAUAUAAGUCCUGAUACUAGGGGGAGGCAAGAAGCAAAGGAUGACGAGCAACUGCAGGAGAUAACUGUUAAUCUCCUAACAUCUCCCCAGGAAGAGAAAGAGUUAGAACCACUGAGCUGUCAGCUUCCAGAGGAAGACCAUCUGAGAGAUCUCAAGGCUGCAACAGCAGAAGCCAUAGCCAAGCUCCAGGAUCCCCUGGUUUUGUUAGAACCACAGUGUAUGAGAAGGAUUUUACAGGAAUGGCUUGUCUUUCUAGAAGAAAAGUUCGGCAGCAAAGAGCAUUCUGCUUCCUCUGUUGAGAAAAGCAAGCCUGUGUGUGCUGAAGAAGAGAGGGCAGUCCUGGAGGAAAACCUACGGCUGGAUCCAACAGAUGGAGACCCAGCAGCCAAAGAACAGAGCAGUAUCUUGGAAGACUGUGCUGAAAAGGACAAUACUGAUGAAACCUGUGUAAGCAAAGCCAUGUGUGAAAAUAGUACUGAUCUGAAGGGACCUUUGGACUGCAGCUUUCAAGUGUCGUCUCCAUGUGUCAUAGAACCAGAUGUUAAGAAAGAUCUCGUUGAGUUGACAACACUGUGUUUUGAGCUGCGUGUAUUUUCUUGUGGAAAUGGUGAGGCAGAACACGGCUCUGGUGGAACACUGCCCCUAGCAGCUUUGUGGACCUUGGCUUGUAGGUUUAUGCGAAGCUAUUUCUUUCUUUUGGAUUUAAAAAGACUAAAGCAGUGUAUUAUAACCAUGUACGCAACCAGUCCUAAUGUAUGGGAAACAUACAUCGCAGGAUUGAAAGAACUAACUUGUCACAGUCCAGUAGCUUUAGCAAUGGAAAAUGAAGAUGAUAUGUUGAAAAUACUGAAACAGCUGCAUGACCUGGGGCCUUGGGAUGAUAGCCCGCUGUUACUGGUACAUGCUCAAAGGCUUUAUGAAAAAUUUGGGGACACAGCUCUUCGGCCCUUGAUCAAGUUCCACCCCUCUAUUUUGCCUUCUGAUAUCAAACAGCUUUGCAGGAAUGAUCCAGCUCACUUUUUAGCAUAUUUAGAUAGUCUGGUGAAAUCAAAGCCAGAGGAGAAAAGGUCAUCUCUCCUUAGAUCUCUUCUGCAGCCCGAAUCUGUACGACUGGAUUGGUUGUGUUUGGCAGUUUCUCGUGAUGCCCCACAAAGAGCAGAUACUGUGGAUGCAGAAGGAAAUCCCAGGCCACGAUCGCACUUGUUUACUUGGGGCUACAGCCAGCUCAUUAUGCUUUUGAUUAAACUCCCAGCUGAUUUUGUUACAAAAGAGAAGAUGGCUGACAUCUGUAGAUCACAUGGAUUUUGGCCUGGAUAUCUUUUUCUCUGUCUGGAGCUGGAUAGAAGAAGAGAAGCCUUUACUAAUAUUGCUCACUUGGAUGAUUUGAACCUGUUGAAUGGAGAUGAUGGCUCCAUUCCAGAGACCAUCGAAGAAUGGAAGUUUCUUCUGCAUCUUGCACAAAACCACAGCACAGCUUUCCACCACCAUGGCCCACAGAAUGGGAAUGCUGUCAGCAACGGUAGCCCGAGCUGCCCAGACUGUGUCACUGUGGAAAAUGUGGCUCUCUUACUGGCAAAGGCCAUUGGCCCAAAUCGUGCCUUGCCUCUCUUGCAGGAGUGUGGCUUGACACUAGAAUUGUCUGAGAGAUUUACUGGUGUCUGUGAGAUCCUGAGAAUUGCUGAGAAGAGGCAAAGAGCGCUGAUCCAGUCCAUGUUGGAAAGGUGUGACCGGUUUUUGUGGUCUCAGCAAGCAUAG